CUCUCUCUCUCUGUGUGCGUGCCUGCGCUCUCUCUCUCUCUCUCUCUGUUCCUGUCGCUCCUCAUAUCUCUCCUCACAGCAGCUUUUGGCUUUGCACUACGAUGUCCGCCGUAGCGCCUCGGCAGUGAGUACACAGAGGUUAUGCUGCCCAAAAGCUCCCCGUUGAGUCAGAGUGAGAAAGAGAAAGGCUAAAGCCACGACCCGUCAGCACAGCAGGAGGAACACAGCACAGCCAGUGGAGCCAUGAGCCACGCCCAGGAGCCCAGCUCUCCGGAGCCCGCGGCGGCCCCUACCCCCCGCAGCGUGAGGCGAGAGGAGGACGAGGAGCGGGACCUGAACAAGGCCCUGGGGGUGGAGCGCUUCCAGCAGAUCCUGCACCCCACCCCCCGGGGCCCGGCCGAGCAGCACCGCUCCUACAACGAGGAGGACUUUGAGUACCACCGGCACUCCUCCCACCACAUCCACCACCCCCUGUCCAAGCACCUGUCCCCCGACGGACGCAAGAAGAAGGGCGGCAAGAAGAAGAAGGGAACGGGCCGGAGGAGAGGCUCGGGGAGCAGCGGCGCCGCCACCAUCGAGGAGGACGAGGAGGAGGACGAUAUCGAGGAAGAGUCGCACAGCCAGCACGAAGGGGAGGAGCACCCGACCACGCCCACGCCCGAUACCGACACCGACACUCAGACUGGAGAGGUGCAGUUCUUUGUUUCAGAAGAAGACCAGUCUUCCUCCUCAGCCAGUAAGUCUGGCACACACACACCCCCCCGGAGACUGGACAUUGUGCCAGAGUCAGGCCUCAGCAAGGAUAGCAUCCCGGAAGAUGCCUCGCCCACAGAAGAGCAGGACUCGGUGCCAUCCCACCCGGCCCUCCACAAGGGCAGGAACGGGCUGUGGAGCCCCGCCCCUGUGGCCCCCGGCUCCCCGCGCUCCCUGGCCUCGGCCAGCCCCCCCGCCCGCGGGUCCGCCUCCUCCAUGUCCAAACUGGGCGCGGCCGGCCGCAGCUACGACCUGCAGGAGCGCCGGCGCACGGGCAACAUGACGGGCGCCGAGCAGGCCAGGUACCAGCGCAUCCCCACCGACGAGAGCGAGGCGCAGACCCUCGCCAGCGCGGACCUGGACGGCAUCAAGAGUCACCGGUUUGAGGAUGUCCCCGGCGUACGGCGUCACCUGGUCAGGAAGAGCACCAAGGGCCAAGUGGUGCACAUCAGCAAGGACCACAAGGAGCCCAGCCAGCGCAGCCGAAAAUUGGACCGCACCCCACAUGAGGUGUUCGUGGAGCUGAACGAGCUGAUCAUGGAUAAGAACCAGGAGAUGCAGUGGCGCGAGACGGCGCGUUGGAUCAAGUUUGAGGAGGACGUGGAGGAGGAGACGGACCGCUGGGGCAAGCCUCACGUGGCCUCCCUCAGCUUCCGCAGCCUCCUGGAGCUCCGCAAGACCAUCUCGCACGGGGCAGUCCUCCUGGACCUGGACCAGAAGUCCCUGCCCGGAAUCGCACACCAGGUGGUGGAGCAGAUGAUCAUCUCUGACCAGAUCAAGGCUGAGGACCGCGCCAACGUCCUGCGCGCCCUGCUGCUCAAACACAGUCACCCGAGUGAUGAGAAGGACCACAGCACCUUCCCGCGCAACAUCUCAGCCGCCAGCCUGGGCUCCCUGAUGGUCCACCACCACAGCACCAACCACAUCGCCCAGACCGAGCCGUCCGUCACCGACCCGCUCAUGGGCAGUGGCGGGACCGGCCCGGAGAACGACGCCCGCAUCGACAUGGAGAAGAACGAGAAGGAGAUGCCUCCAGUGUUGGGCAUGCACCGCUCCAAAUCCAAACAUGAACUGAAGCUGCUUGAGAAGAUCCCUGAAAACGCCGAGGCCACAGUCGUCCUCGUAGGCAGCGUGGAUUUCCUGGAGCAGCCCACUAUGGCCUUCGUGCGGCUGCAGGAGGCCGUGUUGCUGGAGUCGGUUCUGGAGGUGCCGGUUCCGGUCCGCUUCAUCUUCGUCCUGCUCGGGCCCCCCAGCACCAACAUGGACUACCACCAGAUCGGUCGUUCCAUCUCCACUCUGAUGUCCGACAAGCACUUCCAUGAGGCGGCCUACCUGGCGGACGACCGCCAGGACCUGCUCAAUGCUAUCAACAGCUUCCUGGACUGCAGCAUUGUGCUGCCUCCCUCCGAGCUGGGCGGGGAGGAGCUCCUGAGAUCGGUGGCUCGGUUCCAGAGGGAGAUGCUCCGCAAGAGGGAGGAGCAGGAGGUGAAACUGCUCGCCAAAGAGCCAAAGAGUCCAGAAGACAAAGCUCUCCUUGCGCCCUUCAAGCCUGGAGAUGAUCCACUGAAGAGAACGGGUCGUCUCUUUGGGGGCGUGAUCCGGGACGCCCGCCGCCGGUACCCCAAGUACAUGAGCGACUUCAAGGACGCCAUGAACGCCCAGUGCAUGGCUGCGGUCAUCUUCAUCUAUUUCGCCGCCCUGUCGCCCGCCAUCACCUUCGGGGGUCUCCUGGGUGAGAAGACGGACGGGCUGAUCGGCGUGUCAGAGCUGAUCAUCGCCACGGCCGUACAGGGGGUGAUCUUCAGUAUUAUAGGGGCCAACCCGAUGCUGAUAGUGGGGUUCUCCGGGCCCGUGCUCGUGUUUGAAGAGGCCUUCUUUCAGUUCUGCAGAUCCAAUGGGAUGGAGUACCUGACUGGUCGGGUCUGGAUCGGGUUCUGGCUCAUCAUCAUCGUAGUGCUCAUGGUGGCCUGCGAGGGCAGCUUCUUGGUCUGCUUCGUGUCCCGCUUCACACAGGAGAUCUUCGCCUUCCUCAUCUCCCUCAUCUUCAUCUACGAGACCUUCUCCAAGCUGGGCAAGAUCUUCCUGGAGCACCCUCUCCAGCGCUGUUCCCUGGACAACAGCACAGCACAGAACAGCACAGGAAUCCCAUUGCCGGGCAACGCCACCGACUCGGGCCCCCCCAAGGUUCUGGCGGAGCCGAACACCGCCCUGCUGUCCCUGGUCCUCAUGUCCGGGACGUUCUUCAUCGCCUUCUACCUGCGCAAGUUCAAGAACAGCGCGUUCUUCCCCGGCAGGCUCCGCAGGGUGAUUGGAGAUUUCGGGGUCCCCAUCGCCAUCCUGGUCAUGGUCCUGGUGGACUACAGCAUACGGGACAUCUAUAGCCAGAAACUGAGCGUGCCGAGUGGCUUCUCGGUGACCAGCCCGAAGAAGCGUGGCUGGAUAAUCCACCCCCUGGGCUCGGAUGGCCAGUUUCCCAUCUGGAUGAUGGCUGCCAGCAUCCUCCCAGCCCUGCUGGUCUUCAUCCUCAUCUUCAUGGAGACGCAGAUCACCUCGCUGAUCGUCAGUAAGAAGGAGAGGAUGCUGGUGAAAGGCACAGGCUUCCACCUGGACCUGAUGAUCAUCGUCACCGUGGGCGGGAUCUCCUCACUCUUCGGCCUCCCCUGGUUGGCCGCGGCGACCGUACGCUCCGUCACCCACGUCAAUGCGCUCACCGUCAUGAGCAAGGCCGUCGCCCCCGGAGACAAGCCCCGCAUUCAGGAGGUCAAGGAGCAGAGGGUGACCGGGCUGCUUGUGGCCAUUUUCGUGGGCUUGUCCAUCGUGAUCGGAGACCUCCUGCGGCGGAUCCCCCUGGCCGUUCUGUUCGGGAUCUUCCUCUACAUGGGCGUGAUGUCCCUCAACGGCAUCCAGCUGACUGAACGCAUGCUGCUGCUGCUGAUGCCUCCAAAAUACCACCCCGACCACACUUACGUCCGCAAGGUGCGGACCCUGCGCAUGCACCUGUUCACGGGGAUCCAGAUGGUGUGCCUGGCCGUGCUGUGGGCCGUCAUGUCCACCGCGGCCUCGCUGGCCUUCCCCUUCUUCCUCAUCCUCACCGUGCCCAUCAAGAUGUUCCUGAUGCCGCGCAUCUUCUCCUCCCGCGAGAUGCAAUGUCUGGAUGCCGAUGAUGCGGAGCCCACGUUCGAUGAGAAGGAGGGGCAAGACGAGUACUCGGAGAUGCACAUGCCGGUUUAAGACACGCCCCUUCCUCCCGCAUCCCUCUGAGUGGCUACACCGACCUGCCAGUCACUCAGCCGGCUGGCCCCGCCCACCGAGUGAACGACCCCACUCCCUGUAUAUUCACAAUCGCUUUUCCUUUUUUCCGAACAUUUCAUUUUAUAUUUGUAACCACGUUUCUUUUGUUUGGCAAUCAUUGUUAUACUCGGUCUUCCUGAUUGAUUCGUUUAGGUGUAGUUUUCAGGAAGACGAAAGUGGGGGUGGUGGGUAGAUGUUGAGGGGCAGAGAAGGGAACUAAAAGGGCGGGCUGGUGGGAGCAUGGGGGAGCGAGGGGCGGAGCUACUAGCAGGUCAUGUGGUAUAAGCCCCCCCCACGAGUCCAGUGCCGCACAGCCGCACAAACUCAACGCAAUCGAGCUAAGCCAACGCAGACCCAACGCAGUCGAGCUAAGCCAACGCAGACCCAACGCAGUCCAGCUGACCCAACGCAGACCCAACGCAGUCCAGCUGACCCAACGCAGACCCAACGCAGUCCAGCUGACCCGACGCAGACCCAACGCAGUCCAGCUGACCCGACGCAGACCCACCUCAGUCGAGCUGACCCAAGCGCUCUCACACGCUACGCUCACAGGCCGGACGGGGGGAGACCGCCAUCUUCAAUCCCCCAGCUGCCCAAGCCCUUUUGAUGGACCGGCUACUUCAUCCCUUGAUGUCACAAGCUCAUGUCAUCGCCAUUCACGGAAAGGGGCGAGCGAAGAAGGCCUCUGCACAUUUACCCCCACCCCGUGUUCAGCCUCAGUGCUCUCAUUCUGCCGCGGCAGAGCAGACCGCAGCGUGGAGUGUGCGGAAAUUGGCACGCGGUAGCCACGUGACUGCAGAACGUACCGGACAGACCAGCACAGAAAUCAUGUAUUCGGUCAGCUCUGAUGGUGCAUUCACAAGACCAAAUCUCGGUGCCUUUGCAUUUAAAAAAAAAAAAAAAACACUGUGUCCGUUCACAUUUGACAUGCAGGAGUAAGCAGAAAGUAUGCAUGGAUAUUUAAAUUGGUCAAGUACUCCCUUCAAUGCCACAUUCAUGUCCGUAAGUGUGGAUAAGGCUUGCAUGGCUGUGUACAUUUUGUACAUUCAGGCAUUGCUUGUGGCUAAAUCCUACCAGUACCAAAGAGGCCACAACAGGACACUGUGAUUGUGCAUGUGUGGCGUUAUAGUGGUUAGGGCAGGGAGGGAAGGGGCGUAUACGAAAAAGGGGGAUGCCUCUAAAUCACCGGAGAAAAAUAGGCAGCAAUAGGAUGGUUCCUCAGUAGUGUCGCUGGUCUGUAGCACUAACCUGCUGUCCACAAGGUGAACAUAGAGAGGACCUCUCCUCUCAGUAGGUACUUGAAUCCACUGCAUGGCACAUCAGUGUCUGCCAUGACGCCGCCUCGCCAGCAGAGGGAGACAUACAGAGAAUGUACAAAGACGAACCCGUCGUCACUGUGACUGUGCGUAUUUAACACUCAGUGCUAGGUCACUCUCCAGAUACGCUGCUUUCCCGAGAACAGUGCAGAUAAACAUCUACGCUCUGCGAUUCACUCGAAUGCUUUCUUCUUUUACCAAAAUCCUUUGUUUGUCUCCGUGCCUCCUGAGAAUAGGCUGCUCCUGUGGCUUGUGAUUUUUUUUUUUUAAGAAGUAAUUUUUUAAGUAAAUGUAAGUCGUUUGGCCUAUAAACCUAAAGGAACCUUCUCUGGAUCCUUGUGAAGUAGCUGUUGAGAUACUUUUUUUUUUAAAGCAAAAGUAGCUGCUUUUCACGUUCACAAAUUUGCACUCGCAGCCUAUGUUUUUAUUGUGAACUGACUGAACGUGACAUAUUACUGCGUUUUCUUCUAGAGUAUUGCUACAGUUAUGUGUGCUUUUAAUAGGUGCCUUGUCGACAUAGAAAACCAUUCUCUCUUCACUAGUAUUAUUUGCACGACGGUCUGAAAGUUUAUUUUACGGAAAAUCCUUUUGUUACACACUAAAAUCACAGCGCACAAUUUUAAACUCUCGUAAAAAACACUGCUGAAAUUUUGCAGCCUGGUUGUGCCAUUGCUAUGGCAACGUUUGGAAUGUGUCCGUUUUGGACGAGGCUUUUUCUGCUCACUUCGCCACGCAACCUCAAGCAGAGAAAUGUGUGUGGGCAGACUCAAAAUGUCUUGAAAACUUCAUGAUACACUGAGGAAAUGUGUUCACACACUAGGCUCUGCAGUGUAACCCUGCCUUGGCUACAUGAUUCCUGUGAGUGACAGUGGGAGACAUGUUAGUGUAAGGAAUGUUACAAUACUUGUGAGGACAUAUGGCCUGAUGA
Molecule: messenger RNA, 6288 nt
Organism: Conger conger (European conger)
Lineage: Eukaryota; Metazoa; Chordata; Actinopteri; Anguilliformes; Congridae
Gene: slc4a2a
Product: solute carrier family 4 member 2a
Exons: 23
Coding region: 244-3984 (1246 amino acids)
Biological process (GO): bicarbonate transport; transmembrane transport; monoatomic anion transport
Cellular component (GO): apical plasma membrane; plasma membrane; basolateral plasma membrane
Molecular function (GO): solute:inorganic anion antiporter activity; monoatomic anion transmembrane transporter activity
Source: RefSeq, a predicted model, not a curated record